UUGCAUUACAAGCCACCUCUUCAAAGUGGUAAAAAAUGGUGAGGAGAAGAGAAGGCCUUACCUUACCAAUUUCGUCUUCAACGCCAUCGCUUCCUGAAUCACUACCCGAUAUUAAAACAGUGGCGCCACAUAAACCAAAACAACGGUUAUCUAAGCAAUUAUCAAUGCGUGAGACACCGCGAGAUGUUGCUUGGGAAAAAAGGCGCCGUCAGAUGUUAAAGAUUCAGGAGAAGAAGCAAAAAGGCGGCGUCUCUGAAAACGAUAGCGAUCCGCCAGAUCUAACCGAUGAAGAUUUAAGGGAGCUUAAAGGGUCGAUCGAGUUAGGUUUUGGUUUCAGUGAAGAAGCUGGACAGAAGUUGUGCAACACAUUACCAGCAUUAGAUCUUUACUUUGCUGUGAAUAGGCAGCUUUCGCCUCUCCCUUCACCUAGUAGCAGCCGUAGCAGCAAUGGAGGAGAUGGAUCCUUGUCUUCUACUUCUGUUUCCUCAAGCAGCAUACCUUGUAGCCCAAAAACCGACUCGGAUUCAUUAAAGAUCCUAUGCCCAGGGGACAAUCCUCAACAGGUGAAGCAAAGAUUACGACAUUGGGCACAAGCUGUUGCAUGUUCUUUGAUGCAAUCUCAGUGAUGAGUGUAUAUGUUGUGACUUUAAGUUUCAACUUGAAACACUUAUUUUUUUUACUUUUGUGGGUGAAAUAGGACAGAGAAAGAAUCUUACUACGUAGGAUCUCUCUGAACAAAAAAGAGAUAGAAAA
Molecule: messenger RNA, 753 nt
Organism: Arabidopsis arenosa
Lineage: Eukaryota; Viridiplantae; Streptophyta; Magnoliopsida; Brassicales; Brassicaceae
Source: the annotation of a GenBank genome assembly